AUGGACUCGGCGGCGUCGCUCCUGGAGGCGUACCGCCGCGACCGGCGCCGCCUCCUGGGCUUCCUCCUCUCCUCCGCCGGCGGCCGCGCCGUCGACCUCUCCCGCGUCGAUCUCGACGCCGUCAGCGCCGACUACGCUCUCGACUGCGUCGCCUCCGGCGCGCAGUUUGACGCUUCGGAGGCCACCAGGAGGUACUUUGACGACAGGAGGUACCCGAUCAUGACGAGCUCGCCAUCAGGGAACUCAUAUUUUCUUCUUUCAAGGCCAGAAGGCUCUGGUUCUCCUCCAAAGAAAGUAGCACCGGACAUUGGACCCGAACCACCUGCAGAAGAGAACUCAAGUAGAGCAAGGAAACAUAGUGAUUCUUUUAAAGUAGCAGUUAACAUUCAGGGAGCAUCCUAUGUUCUGAAGGAUCUUAGUCUGGCAAAUACGUCUCCUCGGCAAGCCAAAGAAAUGGAUCUUCUUUCUCUAGGUUUACCUAGAUUAAAUGCAGAAUUGUCUGAUGAUGAUCUAAGAGAAACAGCUUAUGAGGUCCUUCUCGCUUCUCUAUUUGUCAGUGGAAAAAUGUACUUCGCUGAAGAGAAGAGAGAAAAGAAGCCUAAAUUCUUGAAGGGUUUGAGGUCGAAGACUGAAGGAUCUAAUUCAGUACCUCAGAUGGAAAAUUAUUAUACCCACCAUCUUGAUUUGAUCCGAGUACAAAUGGAGAUAUCAGAAUCUAUGGAUACAUUGGCUAAGAGAGCUUUAAGACGUAUUGGUUCGAAGAUGGUGCAGGGACAACUUGACGUGCCUUGCAUAGCACUACAACUAUUAAGCUCUGUUGGCAAAUUUGAUUUCCCAACAGAAAGAUUGCGUGUACAAUGGCAAAGAAGACAGGUAAAUGUUCUAGAAGAAUUACUUCUGUUCUCAGCAUCUCAUGAGUGCAACAUGAGUGAAACAUUGCGGAUAGUUCUCUCCAAGCUAAAAAAUACAGAGGACUGGGUCGUGAGUGUUCCUGAUGGGCGUAUUGAGGUCUUGACUAUCAUUGAAAGAUACAACACAAGACUAUCUACAGCUUCAAAGAAGUUCGGCCUUAAAGGCGAAACCUACCAUUGGACUCAGAGCUAUCAUUUUAAUUCUAGGCUAUAUGAGAAGCUACUCUCCAGUGUCUUCGAUAUUCUUGAAGAUGGGCAACUUGUAGAGGAGGCUGAUGAAAUACUUGAAACAAUGAAGCUGACCUGGCCUAUAUUGGGCAUUACCCAAAAGUUGCAUGAUGCCCUGUAUGCUUGGGUGCUUUUCCAGAAGUUUGCUCAAACUAGGGAAAUUCUUCUACUGAAACAGACAGAUCUUCAGAUACAGAAACUUCAGUUACAUAAUAAUGUUAGAGAAGCAGAGCUGUAUAUGGAUAGCUUUGUUUGUUCUGUGGAAGGAUUUGGAAGCAACGGCGCUCUAAAUUUGGUGGACAGUGCCCUUCUUAAAAUAAACAUGUGGUGUCGCAGACAACUGAAGAAUUAUCACUUAUACUUCAGUCAGGCUAACUGUUCAAUCUUCGAGAGCAUGCUGAACUUGGUGUUACUUUCAGCGGCAAAUCUUAAUGAUGAUGACGAGGAAUCCAUGCUCAUUGGGACCCCGCCUGGCAGUUCAGCAGAAUCUACAUUGAUUCACAUACUCGUUGUCAGAUCCAUUCAAGUUGCAUAUAAGCAUGCCCUAAUUGCAGCAGAUGGCCAAUCAAAAGCAGAAUUUAAGCAUCCAUUGAUAUUGCUUGCAAGUGAGCUAAAGCUAUUAGUGGAGAAAGAGUGCUCUGCAUUCAGCCCAGUACUUCACAAAUAUUAUCCUGAAGCUGGAAGAGUAGCACUAACUGUCUUUCACCUACUUUAUGGCCAACAACUGGAGCUGUUCCUGGAAGGGACGGAUCAUUCAGAAAACUUGAAAGAGAUACUGGGAGCAUCGAGUAGCUUUGAGCUCUGUAUAGCUCAGAAGCUUUACUCAAUGUACGGGGAAGCUGCUGGGUCUUCAUUGUCUAACUUCCUAAAACCAUACAUGAUAGAUCGUUUUUCUUCAUCCAUCAUUCUUCAGUGGCUUCAUGCUCAACAUGAGAAUGUUUUGGAGUGGACAAAGCGUACCAUUGAGAUUGAGGAUUGGGAGCCUCUGUCAGUUCACAGGAAACUAGCAACAUCUAUGGUUGAAGUCUUCCGGAUUGUGGAGGAGACUAUUGAUCAGUUUUUUAACUCAAGUCUACCUCUGGAUAUUGUCCACCUGCGAAGUCUGCUUAUAGGGAUCACUAGCAGCCUUCAAGUCUAUUUGCUUCACAUGGAAAAUCAACAAGUUUCUAGAGCUACCCUGCUACCUGUUGCGCCAGUCUUGACACGUUAUGCGGAAUCAGUUAAUCCAUUUGCCAGAAGGAAACCUAUUGAGCCUGCAGUUCGUGAAGAGAAGGUGGCUAAUAAAUUGAACAAUUUGACAAUCCCACAAUUAUGUGUGAAACUCAACACCCUUCAGUACAUUAGAGAUCAACUUGAUACCAUAGAAGAGGGCAUCAAACAAUCCUGGGUCGAUGUCCAGUCAGCUGUGGGAUUGUUAGACUAUUUGUCUUAUAUGGCCAGUGAAGGAGCUACUUCAAAAAGUUCGCCUUCUGAUGAAUCGAUUGAUGAGUUAUUUACAAUAUUUGAUGAUGUGCGAAGGACUGCGGUGAAUAUAACUGACACGAUCUUGAACUUCAUUGGAACAAGGGCUGUUUUCUGGGAUAUGAGGGACUCGCUUCUUUUCUCCUUGUACCGUACUAGCGUUGAAAGUGCACGCAUGGAGAUUUUUAUCCCUACAAUUGAGCAGGUUCUUGAUCAGGUAUGUGAUCUAAUCGUUGACGUGUUGAGAGACCGAGUUGUGCUGAGAGUUUUUCAAGCAUGCAUGGAAGGAUUCAUUUGGGUCCUACUUGAUGGAGGUCCAUCCCGCGCAUUUUUGGAGACAGAUGUGAAUUUGAUGAAAGAUGAUCUGGCUAUUCUCAAGGAUCUUUUUAUAGCAGAAGGCCAAGGUUUACCAUCAGAUGUUAUUGAAAAGGAGGCUAAAUUAGCUCAGCAGAUUUUAGACCUCUAUGUGCUAAAGGCUGAUAUUAUCAUUGAUUUGCUGAUGAAAGCAAGUGAACAUAUGUCACACCAUCUUGAACCCGCAGCUGCUCGGAGAAGAAAUGUACAUGAUAUCCAUACCCUCCUUCGAGUUCUGUGCCAUAAAAAGGAUAAUGGUGCCUCCACAUUUUUGAAAAUCCAGUAUCAUCUUCCAAGGUCCUCAGAUUAUGACGAUGUUCCUGUGAAGGAUGCACCAUCUAAAGUGCCUAUAUUUUCAGACAUGCUGAAUAGGGGUGCUUCAUUUAAUUGGUCAGAAACUGGGCAGCAGAGUUUUAGGAUUAUGAAGAAGAAACUGCAAGAAGCUAGUUGGCAGUAA
Messenger RNA from Triticum turgidum subsp. durum (durum wheat), 3411 nucleotides. The record is from the annotation of a GenBank genome assembly. Lineage: Eukaryota; Viridiplantae; Streptophyta; Magnoliopsida; Poales; Poaceae.